AUGGCAAAGAGCCGUUUCGAAUAUGUAAAGCAAUUCGAGCUUGAAGAUCCUUUGCUUCCACACUGCUGGAUAGUUAUACGCCUGGAUGGGAAGGGGUUCACUCGGUUCUCAGAGCUUCACAACUUCAAGAAGCCCAAUGAUGAGCAGGCCCUGCGGUUGAUGAACAGGUGUGCCGUGGAAGUCUUGGAAGCCUUCCCUGACAUCCGGAUAGCGUUUGGAGAGAGUGAUGAGUACAGCUUCGUCUUCAGCAAGACCUGCAAGAUAUAUGGCCGGCGCAGCAGCAAGCUUGUGUCCCUUGUGACAUCAUGCUUCAGUGGGAAUUACGUGCGGUGGUGGCCAGAACAUUUCCCAUCCCAGCCCCUGCUGUGCACACCAAUCUUCGAUGGGCGCGCCGUGUGCUAUCCCACAGAUCACAUUCUGAGGCAUUAUUUAGCCUGGAGGCAGGCGGACACGCACAUUAACAAUCAGUAUAAUACAUGUUUUUGGGCUCUGGUGCACAGCGGCAAAUCCCGCACAGAAGCACAAGACCACCUGAAGGGCACUCAGACUGCCUACAAGAACGAGCUUCUCUUCAGUGAAUUUGGGAUAAAGUAUGGAUUGCUACCGGUAAUGUUUAGGAAGGGUUCUGUGGUCACACGCUCAAGGCGGCAGAAGACUGUCAAGCAUGCAGAAGACGGCACUGCUGUGCAGAGGGAAGGGGGCGAGGUCACUGUGACCCAUGAGGACAUCAUAGACGAUGCCUUCUGGGAAACUCGCCCAGAUAUCUUGAUGUGA
Messenger RNA from Coccomyxa subellipsoidea C-169, 774 nucleotides. Its product is annotated as histidine tRNA 5'-guanylyltransferase. The record is from RefSeq and is a predicted model, not a curated record. Gene Ontology annotation, biological process: tRNA modification. The transcript has 7 exons. Gene Ontology annotation, molecular function: tRNA guanylyltransferase activity; magnesium ion binding. NCBI's taxonomy places the organism in Eukaryota, Viridiplantae, Chlorophyta, Trebouxiophyceae, Coccomyxaceae. The coding region runs from base 1 to 774 and encodes 257 amino acids.